GCAUCCAUUACCAGUAUAUAAAGCCCAGACGGAGAGAAAUCGUUCCUUUUUCUCCGGCUUUUCUAGGGUUAUCAGGGAGCUGCUCAAAGCAGGGUGUAAGCUACCAUCAUGGGGAAGGAAAAGAUACAUAUCAACAUCGUUGUCAUCGGUCAUGUCGACUCUGGCAAGUCAACUACCACCGGCCACCUCAUUUACAAGUGUGGCGGCAUUGACAAGAGAACCAUCGAGAAAUUCGAGAAAGAAGCUGCUGAGAUGGGCAAAGGCUCCUUCAAGUAUGCUUGGGUGCUGGACAAACUGAAGGCUGAGCGUGAGCGUGGUAUCACCAUUGACAUCUCUCUCUGGAAGUUUGAGACCAGCAAGUACUACGUCACAAUUAUUGAUGCCCCUGGACACAGAGACUUCAUCAAGAACAUGAUCACUGGCACAUCCCAGGCUGACUGUGCUGUGCUGAUUGUUGCUGCCGGUGUGGGUGAGUUCGAGGCCGGUAUCUCCAAGAACGGUCAGACCCGUGAGCACGCUCUUCUUGCAUACACCCUGGGUGUGAAACAGCUCAUCGUUGGAAUCAACAAAAUGGACUCCACCGAGCCCCCCUACAGCCAGAAGCGUUACGAGGAGAUCACCAAGGAAGUCAGCACUUACAUCAAGAAGAUCGGUUACAACCCUGCCACCGUUGCCUUUGUGCCCAUCUCCGGUUGGAACGGAGACAACAUGCUGGAGGCCAGCAGCAACAUGACCUGGUUUAAAGGCUGGAAAAUCGAGCGUAAGGAGGGAGGUGCCUCUGGUGUCACCCUGCUGGAGGCCCUGGACUCCAUCCUGCCCCCAUCCCGCCCCACUGACAAGCCCCUGCGACUCCCCCUGCAGGACGUCUACAAGAUCGGAGGUAUUGGAACCGUACCCGUGGGUCGUGUGGAGACUGGUACCCUGAAGCCUGGUAUGAUUGUGACCUUUGCCCCUGCUAACGUCACCACUGAGGUGAAGUCUGUUGAGAUGCAUCACGAAUCUCUCACUGAGGCUCUGCCUGGUGACAAUGUUGGCUUCAAUGUCAAGAACAUUUCAGUCAAAGAUAUUCGUCGUGGCAACGUUGCUGGAGACAGCAAGAACGACCCCCCUAUGGAGACUGGUAACUUCACUGCUCAGGUCAUCAUCCUGAACCACCCUGGCCAGAUCAGCGCUGGAUAUGCCCCUGUGCUGGAUUGCCACACUGCUCACAUUGCCUGCAAAUUCGCUGAGCUGAAGGAGAAGAUUGACCGUCGUUCUGGCAAGAAGGUUGAGGAUAACCCCAAGGCACUGAAGUCUGGUGAUGCCGCCAUCAUCUUGAUGGUCCCUGGAAAGGCUAUGUGUGUGGAGAGCUUCUCCAAGUACCCACCCCUUGGUCGUUUUGCCGUGCGUGACAUGAGGCAGACCGUUGCUGUCGGUGUCAUCAAGGCUGUGGAAAAGAAGGCACCUGGAGGAGGCAAGGUCACCAAGUCUGCUCAGAAGGCCGCCAAGGUCAAAUGAACCCGUACGCCGGACCUGGGACAAGUGGCAUCCGGGACACCCCAUCCCGUACUUUUACAGAGCCUCAGCUCUCUGCUCAAGGACUGGCUAAUGCUGAUAAAAACCCAUCGCAAAAGUUUUCGGAGGAAAGGAGCCAGAAAAGCUCUUUUUCUAAGUGCUUUAGUAUGGAAAAAAUAAACAAGGAAUGAUUUCUCACCAA
This is a messenger RNA of Alosa alosa (allis shad), 1696 nucleotides long. It is a transcript of the gene eef1a1l2, whose product is annotated as eukaryotic translation elongation factor 1 alpha 1, like 2. NCBI's taxonomy places the organism in Eukaryota, Metazoa, Chordata, Actinopteri, Clupeiformes, Clupeidae. Bases 109 to 1497 code for a protein of 462 amino acids. The transcript is spliced from 8 exons. The record is from RefSeq and is a predicted model, not a curated record. Gene Ontology annotation, biological process: translational elongation; translation. Gene Ontology annotation, molecular function: translation elongation factor activity; GTPase activity; GTP binding.